Messenger RNA from Rosa chinensis, 1008 nucleotides. Its product is annotated as zinc finger BED domain-containing protein RICESLEEPER 2-like. Bases 1 to 1008 code for a protein of 335 amino acids. The record is from RefSeq and is a predicted model, not a curated record. Lineage: Eukaryota; Viridiplantae; Streptophyta; Magnoliopsida; Rosales; Rosaceae. The transcript has a single exon. Gene Ontology annotation, molecular function: DNA binding.
AUGGAUAGUGACUGGAAAUUGCACAAAAGGAUCAUCAACUUUUGUACAAUUACUAGUCACAAAGAAGAGGAGAUUGGAAGGGUAGUAGAGCAGUGUUUGAGGCAAUGGGAGAUCACCAAAGUGUUUACAAUCACAGUAGACAAUGCUAGUGCUAAUGACUUAGCUGUGGCAUACAUGAAGAGAAGGUUGACCAGUUACAAGACUUUGAUGUUUGAGGGAGAGUUUUUACAUUUAAGAUGUGCAUGCCACAUUAUAAAUUUGAUAGUUAAGGAUGGUCUGAAGGAGUUACAAGAUGGGAUUGCUGCUAUAUGGAAUUGUGCCAAGUAUGUUAGGAGUUCAUCAAGUCGUCUUGACAAGUUCAGGGAGUUUGCUGUUUUGGAACAGUGCAGGGCAAAUGCCAAUGUUCCAUUAGAUGUAGUCACAAGAUGGAACAUCACAUACCUCAUGCUUGAAGCUGCACUUAAGUAUGAAGCUGUGUUCGGCAGAAUGGGUGAAGAAGACUGCAAUUUUAAAGCUUAUUUCGAAGAAAUGGACAGAAAUGGCAAACCCAGGGUUGGACCACCAUCUAGUGAGGAUUGGAGGAAUGCAGAAGCAUUUUGUUUGUUUUUGAAGAAGUUUUAUGAAGGUACUGUGAAGCUGAGCGCUUGGAAGAAGAUCACUGCCAAUAUAUUAUUUGUUGAAAUGGUUACAUUGCAAACUGAGAUUGACAAGGCUAUCAUUGCAGAAGACCCUAUUUUGAAGGGGGUUGCCACUUCAAUGAAGGCCAAGUUCAACAAAUAUUGGGGAAGCUUCGAAUCAGUGAACAAGAUAAUCAUGAUAGCUAAUGUUCUUGACCCAAGAUACAAGCUGCAGUGGGCUAAAGUAGCAAUGCAAAAAGUCAAUGCAAGCUACGAGACAAUUCAUUCAAUACAAGGGGACUUAAAGAAAAUUUUGCUGAAGAUGUAUGAUGAAUACAAAGCCAAUGAAGGAAGCAACGAAGCUGAACCGUACAUGGGAGAAGAUCUAUGA